Messenger RNA from Aplysia californica (California sea hare), 2213 nucleotides. RefSeq names its product dentin sialophosphoprotein. The record is from RefSeq and is a predicted model, not a curated record. Lineage: Eukaryota; Metazoa; Mollusca; Gastropoda; Aplysiida; Aplysiidae. Gene Ontology annotation, molecular function: DNA-binding transcription activator activity, RNA polymerase II-specific; RNA polymerase II cis-regulatory region sequence-specific DNA binding. Gene Ontology annotation, biological process: positive regulation of transcription by RNA polymerase II.
GUCUAUUACACAGCCAUGUCUUUGCACGCCUCAAUUUAGACCUGGGGGCUCUUUUUUUUUAGUGUGUUCGUAGCGUGUGCUGACUGACUGACUGGCUGGCUGACCGACCCCUCGGACAGACGCCAACACAGGUAAUUACGUCAUCACCGGCCGUGAGGAGAAGUUGGAGGGGGAGGCCUUUCUUUUUGACCACCACCACAACCAUUAAAGUAAGCUAUCUCUAAGAGCGUGGGCGGGAAGCCAUAACAAGAUCGUCAUUCUCAACUCUACGACUGCCAGCAGCGGGUCCAUGUGGUUGUGCAUCAAUCAAUCGUCCGUAGCCGUCAUUGGCCGGAUAGCAAUUACCGCGCUAAGUACUCUACUCUACCACUGCAAGUAAUAUGCGCGCGGUUUCUACAGUGUGAAAGAACACAGACAAGGGAUAAGACCCUCGCUCUUGUUCGUCCUAACCUAGCUAGCUAGCUAGCCCCACCCUCCGCCAACCACCACCACCACUACGUUCGUCUCUCGCACGCUGGAUUCUCUCCUUGAUCACCAGCGGUCACUGAUGGUCACUCUUAGCCCGCUUUUAUUUCCUCCACCAUUGGAUUAAUGACAGUGCACCAGACAGCGAACAUGUGGCGACCCACACCUAUCAACUUGUGACGCAGCAGUAACAACAACAACGACUACUGUAUUAAAGUAGUCUGCCGCAUGCAGUCAACUGCGUUGUUUAUUCCCCUCCAACCGCUGCUACCACCGAUUUAGACGCGGGGACCUCCACAGCGAGAGGUGAAAUUGUGAACAAGUCGUGAGAUAUACAGCAGCUGUAAUCAAUCCCUGGAGUAAAUUAGAGAUUUUUCCCUCUCCGCGUGUGUGAGAGGAAUGCUGUUCCACUUAUGCCGCUUGUGUGUGCGGCGUGUUUUAGCGGAUUGACUAGCACGAAGCCCCGAGCGCUGAGAUAAAGAACUGUCGACUCUCCUCGUCGGAAUAACCCUAGUGGAUUAGUCAACUUGUUCUUCGCUCAUUUUGGAUACUUACGAAUACUACACCGGACUGGGAACAGAGAAGGCUCGCUUCCGUAACCGAAUGCUCUUUCUCUUUGUUCCUGUAUUCUACGACUCCGCUCAUUUGGAUAUACGACGCAACUCGUACUCAUUAUUUCUGGAUUAAAUCAACUUGAACUCGCUCUUUUGGAAUACUACCCGUACGCUCUUAUGCAAAGGGGGCGUCUUGGAUACUGUUCAUACAUUUCAAACAAGCUCAUUUUGGAUUCUACCCUUCAGUUGGAAGAGUUACGGAGCCGUAACUGAGUUUUCCUCUAUUCGCCGAGUCCGCGACUUGCGAGCUAUAGCGCCGAUCUACGGCGUCGGACUUGGAAAAAUACUCGAACUUACGGCGCCGUCAUGAGAAAUAGACCCCGUCGUGGGAAGGCCCGGCCUAAGAGGGCGAGUAAGACUGCAGCUUCUGCAGCAGCAGGGAGCAGUCUGGAGGUCGCUGCAACACCCUCUCCUGUGGUCAGCGAGGAUACUGAAGUGGAGGAUAAUGUUGAGACCAACACCGCGCUCGGACAGAAGGUGUCUUCGGGCUUGGAAGGAGGAACUGGGCCCGUUACGAGAAGCGAACUCCAGGCUCUUGAAUCAGGGAUUACCCGAAGUUCUACCCGUGAUUCCUCCUCACCAAACUCCUCUGGCCUUGUGACAGGAGGAGGAGGAGGAGGAGGAGGCAGCAACAGCAACAGCAACCUGCUGCCUGGUGGUGCUGCUGCUGUUAGCAACAGCAGCAGCAGUAGCAGCAACAGCAGCAGCGUGGAUGAUGACGCAUGUUCCGACCAGGGCGAGACGGAACAGAUGCACACCGGCUUCAUGCAGACGGGGCCGAAAAACUACCGCGUGGGGAGUACUGUGGUCAACUUGAACAACUGCUCGGACGAGGAUAUCACCCCAGAGUUCCGCCACAACGACAUCUGUCUCCAGGUGGAGUGCGGAGACAACCGGGGCCUCAUGUACAUGUCCAAGCUGUACCAGGGAAGCAAAGGGAAGUGUAUUGAGCAGGGAGGGAAGUGGUACACCCCGAACGAGUUCCAGGCCGUGUCGGGCAGGGAGUCGGCCAAGGAUUGGAAGAGGUCUAUCAGGCACCACGGCAGGAGUCUCAAGCUGCUCCUCAGCAAGAACGUCCUGGACGUGCACCCGGCGGCCUGUAGAUGUGACUCGUGCAGUCAGCUCCAGCAGUUG